AUGGAGACGUUGAAGGACACGUGCUGUGAGGAUAGCGUCCGACUGACGUCGCCGGGUCUGCCCCGUCGCGGUCGGGGCGGCGUCGACGGCGGCGACGCCGGGUUGUCAACCGCGGUGUGCGGGCUGCGCGCGGGGCUCGCGGGGCCGUGGGCGCGGCGCCUCGGGGAGGCGUUGCCGGCGUUGACGCGAAAACUGAUCGAGUCGGGGGCGCCGCAGCCCGCGGUGAACAAGUUCGCGUACAACGCGACGUUGCUCGCUUGGGUGGUCGCUUCGGAUCAAACGCCGAAAGCGUCUCCGAACUGCGUCGGCAUCUCGAAUUUCACGUACUAUCCCCCGAUACACGCGAUGCGAGCCAAUCCGAGGGAAGAGGCGACCCUGGGGGAGUCGCCGUACGGGGACGCGGAGUACGACUACGGCUUCACGACCUCGCCGCCGCGGAGCGAGACCUCGGGCGAAGCGUUAUCUAAGCGAGACGAAUUUUUCCUCCAAGAAGGGUUGCUCGCGCCGCCGGCUGCGCUCGGGCUCCGCGCGUCCUCGAUCAAAGAGAUGCACGAGGUCCUGAAAGACGUGACCGUGUGGGCGAGGGACUGCGUCUGCGCGCGGCUCACGAAGCCGUCGGACCCAGUCAAUAUAUGGAAUAAAGAGUUGUUCACCGCCCUCGCGGCCGCACAAGAUUUCGUAAAGAUGUUCGAGCAAGAAGCGAUGCGAUCACGGAGCGUCGCGACUCUGGUGUGCGUCACCAUGUUGCUGAAGCAGGUGAACGAAAGGCGCGGGAAAGAGCGCGCGCGUCUCCUCGGAGGUCGUUUGAAAGAUUGCGACCCGGAGUCGGAGUUGCACGAUUACGACGACAGGUUGCGCGACGGGGUCCGGUUCGAAGUCUUGCGGACGCUAGAGUCGCACGACGCGAUCUUCGUCCCCGGCCGACGCGCGGGAGAACUUCCGACGUUCGGGCUGUGGGAGACGCCGGGCACGACGGAGGACGCUACCCAACCGAUAAAGAUCGCGACGUCGUUUCCGACGAUCAGGUACGGGGAUAGUGACCGUCCGACCGCGCGCAUCAUCGACGUCAACCCGACGGUCUCCGUAUGGUCAAUCGUCGAGGAGUAUGGAUCGAACGGGGAUUCGGCGUACCACUUGUACGCGCGCGCGUCCCCGGUGGCGGCGGCGAUGCAUCACGUCCUCAACGCGAUCGCCGCCGCGGUCGAACACAUCAAAACCGCGGCGUGGAUAUCCACGGGGUCGUCGAGCUACGGCGACGCCGCCGCCCACGACGCGGUGAGGACCGCGCUCACCGCGGGCGGCGCGUCGUCGUCGUCGUCGCCGCUUCGAUCGCUCAUCGUCGCGUUCGGGGUGAUCCACGCCGCGGCGGUGGCGCUUCGAGUCGCCGCGCCGCCGGUGGACGUCCCGGAGGACGUCGUCUCGCCGUACCCCGCGAAGGAGGUGCGUUCUAUACACUGGUCCCCAUACGACCGCGUUGGCGUGGUGAACGCCGAUCCUUAA
Micromonas pusilla CCMP1545 is the source of this 1500-nucleotide messenger RNA. RefSeq lists its product as uncharacterized. The record is from RefSeq and is a predicted model, not a curated record. Lineage: Eukaryota; Viridiplantae; Chlorophyta; Mamiellophyceae; Mamiellales; Mamiellaceae. The coding region runs from base 1 to 1500 and encodes 499 amino acids. The transcript has a single exon.